GGUUCCGCGCCGCAAAUGGUGCAGCCAUCUGUCCGUCACGCAUUUGCAGAAACUUAAGUUUCUUCAGCGAGCGAAGUCGGCCUUGCGCCGUCGCUUCCAGCCAUUCACUAAAGCGAGGUGCCUCAUUGUUUUGGGGGAGAGCUUCAUUGUUUUGGUGUUUAAAUACAGCCGCAGACGGGCAGCUGUACUUUUGCCACAUUUCCUGCGUAUCAGAAGCAGAGCCCAGUGAGAAGCCGAGCCGCUACAGAAAGGGGUCUUUAUGGUGCUUUUGGAGGCCUGAGAGGUGGUCAGCUCACUCUCUGGGUUACUGUCAAAAGGCUGUGCUCCAAUAAGAUGACUCAGUCUGUGCAAGUCAAUCAGAAACUUCCGGAUCUCGGUGCACCAUUCAUCUACAACACCCAGGAUAAGGGAGAUCAGGGCGGCUCCUAUUCUGUGCAGACUCCUUAUGGCUUCCAGCUAGACCUUGACUUCUUAAAGUAUGUGGAAGAGAUCGAGAGCGGACACAAUUUUCGACGGGCCUUAGCAAACCCUCGCCGGGGAACACGAGGUGCAAAAAUAUCCCAGAGAAGUCCAUGGGGUGGGGGACACAACAGUGGGUGGACAUCAACUGAAUCUCUGUCAUCCUCUGCCAGUGAAGAAGGCCAGGUGGCUCCCAAGCCUCCCCCACGGAAUCGCACUACCUCUGCCCCCAGUGAAGUGCACCUUCUCUCACCACUUCCCGUUCUUAGUCCUCCCCUCUCUGCUGGCUUGAAGGUCCCCCCUCUUCCACCAGUGCGUAACCCCAGGGUAGAGAGGACCCUGCUGGAAACUAGCCGACGGCUACAGCAAGAACAACAACAGAUAGAGAAUGAUUCUGCCUUCCAACUUGGUGACCCUCCCAAGGCCAAAAGUAGAGAUGUGGGACUAGCUGCCAACAACCAGACACAGGAAGUACAGCUGCUGAAUGUCUUGACCGUCUCCCCAAGCCCCUCUCAGAGCAGUUGGAAUCCUGAAAGUCCUCACAACUCUGGAAUGAGUACUCCAGCGCAUGGGAGUGCCUCCGCCACUGGACUAGCACCAGUCUGCUCUGGGCAGCUGCAAACUGUGCGAGAGCAGAUGGCUGCAGCCUUGAAACAGCUGAAGGAGAUGGAGGAGAAAGUGAAGGGAGUCCCAAUGCUGGAGCGUGAGGUGGCCCAGUUGCGUGCAGAAAAGGACAGGCUGCUUCUGGCAUUGUAUGAGAAGACUUUGGCUGGAGCUUCAGAACUCCAGCAGCAUAAUGGUGCUGAAAGACUCCCAGCGGCACCACCCACUCAUGGCAGGGUUAGCAAGUUGGUUGAGCUGAGGAGACUCACGGAAAAGCUGGGUGGCAGAGAUGAGAAAGAAGGUGAUCAACCAGAGAGAGUUUCACCUGUAGGAAAUGUGACUUUGCUGACAAGGUCUGUGGCUGUUGGGGAUGACAAACCCCUAGAAGAAUCUGUCUUUUACUACUGUCAGGGUAAAAAGGAUGCAUUUGUAGGCACAGCUGUAGCAGUCGCGGAUAAAGGAGUUGGAAUGGAGGCAGUGGCCAUGCAGGAAGCUGGAGUGGAUGUCCGAGUGGAGACUAAGGAAGCUGCUGUGUGGGUGAUGGAGUCCAUGCUUGGAUUGACAAGUGAGGCGCAAAGGGAAAUAGACACUCUGCAAGAGUCUCUGGAGGUCCUCAAGGGUCGGCUAAGUCAAGCAGAUGAGGAACUUGAAACGCUGAAAGCUCAAGAGCAGCAAAGGAGCUCGAUUGUCAUGGUGGAAAAGGCAGUUCUGGCCAAGCCUGAAGUGGCCGUUGCUGAUGUGGCGACUGAGUGUCCAGCUUCCAGCUUCCUGCAUAGCAGCGGUUCAGAGAAAGUGAGCAUCGCUGUGGAGUGCCACUGCGAAGUCACAGAUGCAUGUGUCGGUCCGGAUUCCGCAUCUUCUCAGAAUGACCAGAACGUUCAAACGGAUUUGACAGAGAGCACUGGGAAAACAUCCGUGAUAGCUGUAAGCAGCACUGGAAGCCAGUGGGAGAAUCCAUACGAAGAAGAAAGGAAUAGACCAGAUCAGAUGCCUUUGAGCAUUAUAACGAAGAGAAGACAGAUUACAGAAUGUGCUCCCUCUGCCAUCCCCAUCAACACGACGGAGGGUGAUCAUGAAGUAAAUGCCACCCCCUGCAGUCCAGCUGCGGGUGAGGGCAUGCUGAAAUCCAUUAUGAAGAGAAAUGAUGGCAGUGGCCCUUCCGAGCUGCGCACUGGGAACAAGAAAAGUCUGAAGUUUGUAGGGAUCCUCAGUGGGGGGUAUGAGUCGACUUCUAGUGAAGAAGAUGAUGAAGAAGAGGAUGGGGAAGGAGGUGACAGUUCUUCUGGAGUGAGUGGGGCUGGUGUUAGCUCUGACAGCAGCGAUGAAGGUGAAGCCCUGGAGGACACUUCAGAUGAUGAGAAAGACCUCAAUUUGGAAGACAGUGACAGUGCUGUGGAGGAGCCAAUAGGAGCGGAGAGUAAAGACGUGGAGGGGCAUCAGGAUACUGUGAAAGAAAAGUUCGAGCUGAGUACAAAAACACGAGAAGCCUGCCUUAUUCUGAAGAACCAUCUCAAUGAUCAUACCAAUGCCUUUAAGAGCAGGGAAGUGCUCUCCAGCACUCACACUGUACAGAUGGAGUGGUUCCGCGUGUCCAGUACCAAGACAGCCCAGCCCUCCCGUGUGUCAGAUUACCUUAUGGCAUUCUCAGAAGUGUCUCCAGCUCUGUUGGCACAUGUGGUUAACAUGACCGAUGGCAACGGCAACACCGCCUUGCACUACAGUGUCUCACACUCCAACUUUAAGGUGGUGGAACUCCUGCUGGAUACGGGCAUGUGCGACGUGGACCAGCAGAACAAGGCUGGGUACACGUCCAUCAUGCUGGCGGCGCUGGCAGCGGUGAAGGAGGAGGAGGACAUGAGGGUAGUGAAGAAGCUGCUGGGCCAGGGUGACGUCAAUGCUAAGGCCAGCCAGACGGUCAAUGCUAAGGCCAGCCAGGCUGGACAGACGGCACUGAUGCUGGCCGUGAGCCAUGGACGCCGCGAGAUGGCAGAGCUGCUGCUGGCCUGCAGUGCGGACGUCAACGCCCAGGAUGAGGAAGGCUCCACGGCGCUCAUGUGCGCCAGCGAGCACGGCCGCGCUGAGAUCGUAUCCUUGCUUCUGGAGCAGCCAGGCUGUGAUAUUUCCAUAGCGGACAAUGACGGCAGUAACGCCCUUUCCAUUGCUCUGGAAGCCGCCCACAAUGACAUCGCUGUGCUGCUGUAUGCCCAUAUGAACUACUCCAAGAGCCAAGCAAGUGCAGCACCGAAGCCCCACGUGUGACACCCCAACGGCUCUGUAUAGCCUGUGAGGAGAAACGCAGAAGAUAACUGGACACAGUCUGCUGGAAUAUGAUGCCGACUAUACUGGAAAAUAGCAUUUUUUAAAAAUAUAACACACUGUAUGAAAUGUAUUUAUGUAAUUCCAGAAAUCAAUAUAUGUUAGACAACCACAUAUCACAGCGUGUUGUACAGGCAUUGUUUUCUAACAUCUAAAUUACUGUAUCACUAUACUUCUGGUAUAAAACUGCUGUUUUAAAGAAUAAUACCUUAAUCAUUAGUGACUGAAUUCUGUUUCCAGGCUCGAGCCAGUGGACUUCUACAAUCUCUCUCAAAAAAAAAGCCUUUGUUUUGUCAUUGUAUGAAGUUACAGCUCAGUGUGGUGAAUCACUAACUUUCAGCUAACGUUUUCCAAAAUGCCUUAUUCCAAAAAUGUAUUAUGCAGUGUUAAUGUCCUGUAUUCAAUUUUUUUAAUUAAACUUCAAUCACA
Brienomyrus brachyistius is the source of this 3807-nucleotide messenger RNA. It is a transcript of the gene kank3, whose product is annotated as KN motif and ankyrin repeat domains 3. The record is from RefSeq and is a predicted model, not a curated record. Gene Ontology annotation, cellular component: cytoskeleton; cytoplasm. Gene Ontology annotation, molecular function: protein binding. The transcript is spliced from 13 exons. NCBI's taxonomy places the organism in Eukaryota, Metazoa, Chordata, Actinopteri, Osteoglossiformes, Mormyridae. Bases 334 to 3321 code for a protein of 995 amino acids. Gene Ontology annotation, biological process: negative regulation of actin filament polymerization.